Messenger RNA from Manihot esculenta (cassava), 1989 nucleotides. RefSeq lists its product as uncharacterized. The coding region runs from base 103 to 1167 and encodes 354 amino acids. The transcript has 2 exons. The record is from RefSeq and is a predicted model, not a curated record. NCBI's taxonomy places the organism in Eukaryota, Viridiplantae, Streptophyta, Magnoliopsida, Malpighiales, Euphorbiaceae.
CCCUUUAUCCGCUCCCAGCUCCUCGUCUCCUCCGAGUCCGCCAGUUGGUUUGCAGUGGCCAGAAUCAUAGAGCUGUAAACUCGACAUUGAUUUCCAUCAUCCAUGUCUCUAUCAAUUCCGAUGCAGCUCUCCUUCUCUAAAACCUUAUCUUCCCAUCACCCACUCUUCUGCUCUCGGUUUUCCCACCUCUCCCUCCAUACCUCACCCGUUCCCCGCAAAACCACUAUAAUUCGCAUGGGCGGCGGGCCCAGAACCUACCCAGGCGGAGUAUCCAAGUGGCAAUGGAAGCGGAUGCAGGCGAAGAAAGCUAAACAGCUUCUAAAAGCUCGGCUCUGUCGCGAGAGACAAAUUUACGAAAUGCGAAAGAGAUCUGAGCUGAAAGCGGCGGUUUCGGAGCUCGAGCGCCCCUGGGAGGUGGUUGAGAGAGCACCGACGUUGUUCUCUGUUAGUGCGGAUGAGCAAGUGAAGGUAUUGGCUGAUCGGUUUCAGAAACCUGGUGGGUUCGAUUUGUGGUCGGAGAGGGAUGGGCCUCAGUUGUUUGAGACCCCCGAUGGGAUCCCCUCCGCAAGAUUUUUCCCGAAAGGUGUUGUUCAUAGUGUCAGACCUUACGGUAAGAUUGCUGGGAAUGGUGAUGGUGAUCGUGAAGAAGAGGAUUCUGCAUUGGAAAGUGAAGGUGAAAAUGAGAAUGGAAAUAAAGAUAGAUAUGGUAUGACAAUGGCAAAAAAUGGGUACAAGAGUAAUGCUGUAUCAGUUAAUGGGAAAUUUAGGAGGGGUGGUCUGAACAAUGGAAGGAAGAAGGACUAUAUGGAUUCUUUGGCAAGGGAAGAUAAAUCAGAUUCAGAGAGUGGAUAUAACAAGAAUUCUGCUGGAAAAUGGGGCAUGGAUAAGAAUUCUAGAAGUAGAAAUGGUGGUGAAAUUAGGAAGCAGGGCAACAGAAGUAGAUUCAGGAGUGGUUUAGGCUCAUUAGAUUCAGGGCAAGUUGGUUUAGGUAGAAAGCAAAGAGGAGGUGGUGAUUUCAAGAAUAGUAGGAGUAAGAUUGAUGGUAGGAUUAAUGGGAGUAAUGAUUUUGGAAAUCGUAGAUAUUCCAAGUCUGAAGUUCUGGAUAUGAAUUUACAACAGGAUGGGAGUUAUGGGUUCCAAUCCAAAAACAGGCAGAUUGAGUCUUAAUUUUCUAGCUUUUAAGUGCUGUCAGCGAAAUGGGACUAAUGGAUUGAAUAGCAUUUGAGGCUAGCAAUUGAUGCUAUCAAAUUGUGAAGACUGGUGAGGAUAUCAUAUUUGGCACUUGAUGUAAAAGAGAUGUCAACAAAUACAAGAUGAUCAGCUAGGUGCAUGGAUCUGCUCAUAGUUGUCAAAGGCUUGCCUCAUGCUCAAGGCUCGUCAGACUUCAACCCUAACGCCUUAAGUGCCUAAGCGUGCACCUUGUUCCAGGCUCAUGGCUGUAGGAAAGCAAACCAUUAUUGCCACCAUUGGCAAGUACUUCCAUCGACAAAAAACCACUUUGGCUUGAAAUUUUGCCAAUCUAUCACCAUCCAAUGUUGAUGACUAAGAUGUUCUGGGACUUAAUAUCACUAGUGAAUAGCGAUAAUCAGUUGCCUUAAUCUCUCUUCUCAUAUGUUGGUGUAAUCUGCUCUUAUUGUCUUUCUCAUUUUAACUGUUUUUUAUAAUCUGUUUUCUUUUCUAGUUUAUUUGACAUUAUCCCUUUUAAUUAUCAUUGACAAUUCUAUAUGAGUAAUUUAUUAUAGCAUUGUGAUAUUGCUUCUUUAUUUUUUUUUUUUCAAACUUUUAACAACUGUGUUCUAAAUUAUUUUUUAACAAGUUUUCCCUAAACUAUGACACUUAAUUUAAUUGUACCCUACGAUGAAUUUUCUUCUGUUAAAUUUAGUUCUUUUGCUACAUAAGCAUCCUAAAUGACUAACAUUAAUUUAUCUUAACUUCGAAUUAAAAACUCUAAACACUCUAACCCUAUAUUGGCAUGAAUUUUUUUUUUUU